CUGCCUAGCAAACCUCUCAUUCUGUCUUGUGGGUCUGAAGGCUGCGCUUCAGCCGGUUGCAGGCCCUUGGCUACUCUCUCCCCUUCAGAGUCAUGGGAAGGUGGAAAGACAUGUGGGCGGUCAUGCCAGAGAAAUCCGGGUUGCAAUCCUGACACCAUCACUUACAAUCUGUUUCUGGGUGAACGGACCCUAAACCCACUGUCGUGAGAACAAGCCACUCUGAGUUAGGACAGAUCUGCCUCCCCACCUCCUGGGAAGGACCACGCCCAUCUCUGCACCUUGAAGAGGCCCCUGCUCAUCACUGUGAACCCAAAAGAGACACCAACUGCCAGUGCCUUUGGGGAGACUGCCCUCUUGUUAUAUGACCACCCUCUCUGUGCCAUUGGAUGGAGAGGAGGGAUCAGUCUCAGCUUCACAUGCUCCCCAACUUCUUGUCAGCACCUUCACCCUCUGAACUCCCCUUGCCCAUUCUCGGUACUCUGUCCUGAACUUCACAGUGGAAUGAACUUUCAAAAGAAGAGUAAAAAGUGAAGUCCCUGCAGAGUGUUGGAGAUGGCUGCUCCACUGCUAUGUUGGGGAACAGGGAAGUGCACGAGGAAGGAAGCUGCAGCCUGUGGAAUCUGUGCCCUCGUUAGGAACCCAGAACCAAGUCGGGACCUUUGAAAGCAUCUGAGGUCAUAGGGCCAAGGUGGGUGGCCAGAAGAAAAGCUAGGGGUCCCAUGGGGGCAGAGCUCUCCAUAGGUGCCUGGAGCUGCAGGUUGAGGGGGUCAAAAUACCUCUUUGUUCACCACCAAGGCCAGAGAGGAUGGAUGGAUCUGGUCUCCACCUCCAGGAUUGUCCAUCUUCACCACAAGGAAGUGAUAUAUCACAGAUGCGGGGACGCCCCACUGAGGAGGAGGUGCCCCAGCUUGGCUCUGCUGUGUGGGAGCGUGUGGAACAGUGAGAGGAGAGGGGCAGCUGUGGGCUGUGCGGAGGGGCAGCUGUGGGUUGUGCGGAGGGGCAGCUGUGGGUUGUGUGGAGGGGCAGCAUCCCUAACCAAGUCCAGGGCCUGGCCUGGCCCUGUCCGGUCACUGGGAUGGGGAGAAGCCAAGGGCACUGGUGCCGGGGGGUCUGCACCGCCCACGCGGCUUCUCUCCCUGCGCUUCCUGCACCCUGACCCGCUGCAGCAUCAGACCUGGCUCGGGGCUGGACGAGGAAGCAGAAAGGUAGAAGUGGAGAUGCAGAGAUUGGAUCCCAUGUGAGGAGGCUCAACCUUGUCCCACCAAGGGGCUGGCGCUGCUGCAGGUGAAGUCUGUGCUGGAGAAAUGACCCCGAAGAGUGGGGCCGCGUGGCUGCCUUCAGCUCUGCUCCUCCUCCUUGUCCCAGGCUCUUUGUCUCUGAGGGGCCCCAGCACCGUGACGGGCACCGUGGGGGGAUCCCUGAGCUUGCAGUGUCAGUAUGACAAGGAAUACACAGAAAAUAGAAAAUACUGGUACAAAAGCUCGUGUUCAUUACCGUGGAGGGAGAAGAUUGUGGAGACCACAGAGUCAGAGAGAGAAGAGAGGAGCGGCCACGUGUCCAUCAGGGACCAUCCUGCAAACCUCACCUUCACAGUGACCUUGGAGAGAGUCACAGAAGAUGAUGAAGGCACAUACUGGUGUGGGAUCGAUGCAUCGUGGCUGCAAGGAGUUUUACGUGACCCCGUCUUCCAGGUCGUUGUGUCUGUGUUCCCAGCAGUCCUCAGCCCGAAGAUCUUCACAAGCACCCCAGGUCCUCCCAUGACCCUGCCAGCACCCUCCUGGUCCAGCACGACAAGGCAGGAAACCCUAGAUCCCAGCCAACACCAUUGGUCCCUGCUCAGCAGUGUCCACUUCCUGCUCCUGGUCUUCCUGGAAGUGCCCCUGCUCCUGAGCAUGCUAGGUGCUGUCCUCUGGGUGAACAGGCCUCAGAGAAGCUCUGGGGGGAGGCGGAGUCAGCCCAAUUGUGAGCACCAGUAGCACCUGUUGGCUAUCAAUGCCCCACCCAGGAACACAGCCCCUGUGGUGGAUGGCAAUGACCUUCUGACCAAUAAAUCCAGUGUCAUUGUCUAUGAGAAUACUAUGACUAUGUAAAUUUUUUUGAAACUUUUUUCUUUCAAUGUAUCCUACACACAAAAGA
Molecule: messenger RNA, 2136 nt
Organism: Diceros bicornis minor
Lineage: Eukaryota; Metazoa; Chordata; Mammalia; Perissodactyla; Rhinocerotidae
Gene: CD300C
Product: CD300c molecule
Cellular component (GO): plasma membrane
Molecular function (GO): transmembrane signaling receptor activity
Source: RefSeq, a predicted model, not a curated record